Harmonia axyridis is the source of this 1912-nucleotide messenger RNA. It is a transcript of the gene APC7, whose product is annotated as anaphase-promoting complex subunit 7. The transcript has 7 exons. Gene Ontology annotation, biological process: cell division. Gene Ontology annotation, molecular function: protein binding. Bases 91 to 1791 code for a protein of 566 amino acids. NCBI's taxonomy places the organism in Eukaryota, Metazoa, Arthropoda, Insecta, Coleoptera, Coccinellidae. The record is from RefSeq and is a predicted model, not a curated record.
UAUUCUGAAUUCUGACAUAAAAUUAAAAACCCAAACAAAAAAUUUAUAGAUUAGGAAUAAAAUUAGAAAAAGAAUAAUUCAGUUCAAAAAAUGGCUUCCACAAAGUUGAGCAUGAAGCAAAGGAUACAAUUGUUAUUCGAAAAAGAGCUAUAUUCGAAUGUCGUGAAAAUUUGCGAUUUGAUUCUUUCCUUAGGAGAAAAAAAAUAUGAUUAUUUCGAUGAAUUGCAUAUAACUAAAUAUCAUGCAGAUUCUCUAUUUGCACUUGGACAAUACUUCAAUGCUGAAAAGUAUUACAAAAAAUGUAUAAUGAUGAGGAAAGAAAUUUCUAGUAAUAAACAUAUGAAAUCAUCAGAAAAAUGCAAUGAUUUACCUAAAGAUGCAGAUUUGAAGUACAAGGCUCAUUCUUGUCUUUUGUCAUUAAAUCAGAGGAAUGAAGCUUUAGAAGUUUUACAAAGUAUAAAAUGUAAACAUAGAGAUGCCAAAAUUAAUAUGGCACUAGGAACUUUAUUAAUGGAAAAUGGAAAAGAUAGACUUGCUGCUGGUGCUUUCAAAGAGGUACUGGAAGAAUGCCCUCUUUCUAUUGAAGCAGCUGAAAAUUUGCUGAAACUUGGAAUUAAGGGCGCUGAUGUUAAUUCCUUCACUGUAGAAUCCACACAUGAUAUCACAUGGAUAAAUAUGUGGUUGAAAGCUCAUACACAGUUACACUCAAGAGAUUUUUGGGGUGCAAUUGAAUCAUUCAAGUUGUUAGAUGUUCCGCAGUUUUUAAGGGAUAAUGUACAGUUAUUAAUAAUUAUGGGAUAUUGUUACCAUUAUAUGUGUGAGGAUCAGAAGGCCAUAGAAGUUCUACAAAGAGCUUACAAAAUAGACAUGAAUAUGAAACAUGGACUUGAUUUACUAUCUACUUUAUUAGUGUACUCAGAUGAUGAAACUCAUUCAGAUUUUCUAGAAAGUCUCAUCCCACAAACUGAUUCCAAUUCUUGGUCCCCAGAACAUUGGGUUGUAUUUGCCAAUUAUAUGCGUAACUGUAAAAAUUAUGAAAAAGCAGGAUUAUUUGCACAUAAAGCUUUUAUGAUAGGAGGAGCAAAUAAUGAAGACGUUUUAUUUGUGAAGGCAUUUUGCUUCUUCAAAAUGGGUAAAUAUGAAGAUGCUAUAGCCACAAGUACAGAAGCUAUCAAAAUCUGCCCUUACAGGUUGGAUAUUCACAAGAACCUUGUAUAUUCUUAUUUGAAAUUGGAAAAAGUGAAAGAGGCUGAAGCAAUGGCUGUAAAUGCAUGUCGUGAAACUAAUAAUUGUCCACUCUCUCUAAAACUUCACGCAAAAGUUUUAUUGAAAGAUCCGAAUGGAAAUAGUAAAGCUGUGAAGAAACUCCUAGAAAAAGCUGUAUCUAUCCCUCAUGAGUCUUCAAACAAAACUGUGAUACUUCUGGCAAUAUUUUUCCAACAGCAAUGUCAAUAUGAAUUAGCCGAGCAACUUAUACUGAAGAAAAUAAAUCAGAGUCCUUGUUCACGAUUAUAUCAAAUUUUAGGCGAUUCUUAUACAAACAUGGCAAGAGAAGAAGAAGCAUUUGAAUGUUAUGCCACGUCAUUAAGAUUGGAUCCAACAAAUCGUAGAGCAGUGGAAGCUUUGAAUAUGCUGAUGCCCAAUUUUUCCAAUAAUAAGAAUGAUAGCUACUACACAACUUGUGAUGGGGAUACAUCUCACCCAUCACAAAGUACUCUUGCUUCAGACCGGGAUGUGGAAAGUGAUCCAGAAUAUUGGCCAAAUAAUUCCGAUAUUAUAACUAUAGACUAGAUUAUUUAUUAUUCACUAUGGAUAUUGAAUUUUUGUGGAUAUUCUACAACUGUAUUGUGAUAUUAUUACUAAUAUAAUCUGACUGUUUUAGAAUAAUUUGAUUAAAGUACGUAUAAUAGCA